UUUUCUAAACGUCAAAUAAAAAAAUAAAAUGAUUAAUUUUAGUUCGCUGAAUCAUAAGCUUUUCAAGAGUUAUUUCCAAAAACAUUAUAUGAGUUCUCAUAAUCUUUUCCCGCAUGGUCCUUCAAGAUUUCAGUGGAAAAAGUUUAAAGAUUUGAUGAAUAUGUAUCUAUUAAUAUCAAUAAUUCCUCUAGGAGGUUUAAUAACGUACUGUCAUAUUUAUAUCGGACCAGCAACUUUAUCGGAAAUCCCUGAAGAUUACGUUCCGAAAUGUUGGGAAUAUUACAAACAUCCCAUAACUCGAUUUAUAGCGAGGUACCUCGUUACCGAUCCUCAAGAAGAUUAUGAAAAAUAUCUUCACCAUAUUUUCGAAGAAGACGAAAAACGAAGAUUGAGAGCAUUAGAAAGUCAAAUCAUAUUCAGUCUAAGAGAUAAUUUAGAUUAUAAGUCGUAUUAUUACCGACCGGUUUUAGCUAAAUAUCAUCGAUUACAUAAACAAUGCGCCGAUAAAAUUGCAGAAAUAAUGGGCGAUUAAUUUAAAUUGUAAAACUAUUUUUAUUUAAAUAAAUCAGCUUGAAAAUUCAA
Molecule: messenger RNA, 582 nt
Organism: Onthophagus taurus
Lineage: Eukaryota; Metazoa; Arthropoda; Insecta; Coleoptera; Scarabaeidae
Product: NADH dehydrogenase [ubiquinone] 1 beta subcomplex subunit 5, mitochondrial-like
Cellular component (GO): respiratory chain complex I
Source: RefSeq, a predicted model, not a curated record